This is a messenger RNA of Rhipicephalus sanguineus (brown dog tick), 1664 nucleotides long. Its product is annotated as tigger transposable element-derived protein 6-like. Bases 403 to 1443 code for a protein of 346 amino acids. Lineage: Eukaryota; Metazoa; Arthropoda; Arachnida; Ixodida; Ixodidae. Gene Ontology annotation, molecular function: DNA binding. The record is from RefSeq and is a predicted model, not a curated record. Gene Ontology annotation, cellular component: nucleus. The transcript is spliced from 2 exons.
GGGCUGAAGAAGGCGUCGGUGGCGGCGAAAUACGGCAUUUCCGACACGACCGUGUCGACCAUCUACAAGAACAAGGACAAACUGCAGCAGCAACUGCAGCAAGAUUCGUCUUCCCUGUCACGGAAGAGAAUACGUACGUCGAAAUAUGAAGACGUGGACGCAGCGCUGUUCAGGUGGUUCCGCGAAGUUAGGGCUCAGAGCAUCCCAGUAAGUGGCCCCAUGCUCCAACAAAAGGCCAAGUCUCUCAGAGCUCUCUUAGGCCACAACGACUUCAAUCCACUUAACGGGUGGAUCCAGCGUUUCAAAGAUCGCCAUGGCAUCAGCUGCAAAGUGGUGUGAGGAGAAAGCGGCGAUGUCGACGACGAGUCUAUCGAAGUCUGGCUUCGCUUAAACUUGAAGAGUAUGCUGUCCACCUAUACUGACAGGGACAUUUAUAAUGCCGAUGAAGCUGGCUUAUUUUAUAACCUUUUGCCCAACCGCACGCUUGCGCUGAAAGGCGAGGCCUGCUCCGGCCGCAAGGUCUCAAAGGAGCGCAUAACUGUAUUGUUUUGCGCUAAUUUGGACGGGAGCGACAAGCGCCGCCUCUUUGUCAUAGGUAAAUCGGCAAGGCCACGUUGCUUUAAAAAGCGAGAGUGCCUGCCAGUGACCUACAAAGCCAAUAAAAAGGCGUGGAUGACGCAGGAUUUGUUCACCAGCUGGCUUUGCAAGUUUGAUGAGGAUAUGGUGGCAGAGAAGCGACGGGUCAUACUUAUCCUCGACAACUGCACGGCCCACAACGUCAAGCCGAAAUUGAGCGCCGUCAACCUAAAGUUUUUGCCUGCCAACACGACAGCAAAAAGUCAACCUCUCGACCAGGGUGUCAUCGCAACCGUAAAGGCUCUGUACAAAAAGCGCAUUUGCGAGAGAGUUUUGCUGAGCAUGCAGCAGCAGCAGCCUCUUAAAGUGAACUUAAGGGGCGCAAUUGACAUGAUGGUCGCUUCAUGGUGGCAGGUAAAGGCCGAUACCUUAAGCAAGUGUUUCAAGAGGGCAGGCUUCGUGCGCAAUGCAGAGACUCUGGAAGAUGAUGAGCAGAGCGACACUUCGCUCGCCAAUGAGACCCUCAACACUGACGACGUGUGGUCCGGCCUCAUUGACAGCAACUUUGUAACCGCCACCGACACUUUCCAAGAACUUGUCGAUGCCGGGGAGUCGGAGCUUUCUGUCUGCGAGGAAGCGAGCACAGAUGACGCGAUCUCGGACGGCGAAGACGAGGUCGACCCGACGCCAGAACCAGAUUUCUCGUGCAAAGACGCGUUGGAAUACCUCGCAAAAGUGAAAACGUACUGCGCAAAGAAGAGUUUGAGCGAGAAAUCGCUUCAGUGCUUAAGCUUUGUAGAGGACGAAAUUGUUCGUAGCGCUGUUCACAAGCAUCGCCAGACGAAAAUAACGGCGUUCUUCCGUUGAUGCCGGACUUGAGAACUUCGUUUCCGUGCUGUGUUGUGAUUGUGUUGAAUGUGUCUACGAGUGAAAAGUGUAGUAAAGUGCUUUUGAAAGGUGGGUUGCUCUUUUGGCAUAGGCAAAGGCCGAAAAAAGCAUGCUUUGGUUAUAACGCGGUACUGCUUAUAGCGCGGAUUUUUACAACUCCCGUGACUUACGUUAUAAGCGGUCUACACUGUAAUGACAGU